AAACACACACACGACUAUAUCAUAUCCAAAAUUAAACAAAAUUUACAUAAAAAAAAAUGGGGAAAAAUGAUAAAUCAGGGUUGGGAAGAGCUUUAGUAAAACAUCACAACCAUAUGAUACAAGAAUCAAAAGAAAAAGGUCAGCUUUAUUAUAAACAACACAAAAAAGUCCUCGAAUCCGUUACUGAUGUCGCCGAUAUUGACGCCGUUAUCCAACAAGCCGACGAGGCUGUCCGUCUCUUCUCUGCCGACAACCCCACCGCCGCCACUUCCCUUAUUGAUUUAGAGUCGGGUUCUAGCAUGCCUGAAAUGACUCCGGAGGAAAGGCGAGAGCAUCAAAAGCAAGAAGAAGCCCUACAUGCUAGCAGUCUUAGUGUUCCACGGAGACCACCAUGGAAUGCCAAAAUGUCGGUUGAAGAGCUCGAUGCGAAUGAAAGGCGUGCUUUUUUAAUAUGGCGGCGUAAUCUUGCAAGGCUUGAGGAGAAUGAUAGUCUUGUUCUGACACCAUUUGAGAAGAAUCUGGAUAUUUGGAGGCAGCUUUGGAGGGUUGUUGAACGUAGUGAUCUGCUUGUCAUGGUUGUUGAUGCACGAGAUCCGCUGUUCUAUCGGUGUCCAGAUCUUGAGGCAUAUGCAAGAGAAAUAGAUGAGCAUAAACAGACGUUACUUCUGAUUAACAAGGCAGAUCUUUUACCAUAUUCUGUAAGACUUAAAUGGGCUGAAUACUUCCGACUUCAUGGUAUUCUCUACUUGUUUUGGUCUGCCAAGGCUGCAACAGCGGAAUUGGAAGGGAAAAAAAUCGCUUCUUUGGACGAAAUUGUUAAUGAUGAUACGAAAAUACAUGGGAGGGAAGAGCUAUUAUCUCGUUUACAAUCAGAAGCAGAGAAUAUAGUCCUAAGGAGAACCAACUCACGGUCUAGUCAUAUGGAUCAUCAAGAAAAAUCAGCUGAUCAUGUAACCGUGGGAUUUGUUGGGUACCCUAAUGUCGGAAAAAGUUCAACAAUCAAUGCUUUAGUUGGUGCAAAACGGACGGGUGUAACCUCUACUCCUGGAAAAACCAAGCAUUUUCAGACACUUAUAAUUACCGAAAAGCUUACUCUCUGUGAUUGUCCUGGAUUAGUGUUUCCUUCUUUCACAAGCUCGAGAUAUGAAAUGAUUGCAUCUGGGGUUUUACCAAUUCACCGAAUGACCGAGCACCGGGAAGCAGUACAAGUGGUAGCAGAUCGGGUACCUCGAAAUGUCAUUGAGGGUGUCUAUAACAUCAAACUACCGAAACCAAAGCCAUAUGAGCCGCAGAACCGUCCUCCUUCGGCAUCAGAACUUUUGAGGUCAUAUUGUGCGUCCCGUGGCUAUGUUGCCUCAAGUGGACUGCCUGAUGAGACAAAAGCUGCACGUUUUAUCUUGAAGGAUUAUAUAGACGGAAAACUGCCUCAUUAUGAGAUGCCACCUGGCACGUCAGAUGUAGAAGCUAAUUUGAGAGAUGCGCUAUCUGACGAUAGUGAAAGUGAUGAAUCAAAUUCCGUUGUUGAAACUACUGAAGAGCAAGGCGGGGUGAGGCUAGAUGAUGUCAUGGAUGACCUCAAAUCUUUUGACUUGGCAAAUGGUUUAGGUCCAAGUAAAGGGGUUCCUGGUGCUAGGAUAAAAGUUGCUUCCACUGCAUCUUAUAAACAACACAAAAAGCCUCAAAGGAAGAAGGACCGAGCAUGGAGAGUCAAGGAUGAUGGGAGUGACGGGAUGCCGGUGGUAAGGGUGUAUCAGAAACCGGCCAACACAGGACCUGUCACGGCUAUUUAAAUGCAAAAACGGUUGCGGGCCCUUGUGGAUAUCGAAUGAUACAAGCCCGCUUUUGAUCACGCACUAAGUAACUCGAUUGGUAUUAGCGUUUACCUGUUUUGACUAGAGAAAUCUGAUAAUGUUAUAAUGUUUGGCAGUAUGUAUGAUUUUACUCUUAAAAUUGGGCCACAAGAAGAUUGAUGCAUUUUAUAUUUGGUUGUUGACGUCAAUUUUACUGUAUUUGUUCAUGCUUAUUGGUUUUAAGUUUUUAAUGCUGAUAUUAUAUA
Molecule: messenger RNA, 2056 nt
Organism: Erigeron canadensis
Lineage: Eukaryota; Viridiplantae; Streptophyta; Magnoliopsida; Asterales; Asteraceae
Product: GTPase LSG1-2
Exons: 7
Coding region: 57-1790 (577 amino acids)
Cellular component (GO): cytosol
Molecular function (GO): GTP binding; GTPase activity
Source: RefSeq, a predicted model, not a curated record